This is a messenger RNA of Neofelis nebulosa (Clouded leopard), 3720 nucleotides long. RefSeq names its product stanniocalcin 1 (gene STC1). The coding region runs from base 242 to 1051 and encodes 269 amino acids. The record is from RefSeq and is a predicted model, not a curated record. Gene Ontology annotation, cellular component: extracellular region. The transcript has 5 exons. Gene Ontology annotation, biological process: intracellular calcium ion homeostasis. Gene Ontology annotation, molecular function: hormone activity. NCBI's taxonomy places the organism in Eukaryota, Metazoa, Chordata, Mammalia, Carnivora, Felidae.
AGUCACUGCAGCAGUAGCAGCAGCAAACAACAGCAACAACAGCAGCAGCAGCAGCAGCCACAGCAGCAGCAAAAGCGUCAGCAGGAACAGCAUCAGCAGCAACAAAAAAUCCUCAUCAAAUCCUCACCUAGGCUUUCAGUGUAUCCAGAUCCACAUCUUCACGCAAGCCGGGAGAGGGAAAGAGGAAAGGGGGGGAGGAAAAAAAAAAAAACCCAACAACUUAGCGGAAACUUCUCAGAGAAUGCUCCAAAACUCAGCAGUGCUUCUGGUGCUGGUGAUCAGUGCUUCUGCAACCCAUGAGGCGGAGCAGAAUGAUUCUGUGAGCCCCAGGAAAUCCCGGGUGGCAGCUCAGAACUCAGCUGAAGUGGUUCGCUGCCUCAACAGUGCUCUGCAGGUUGGCUGCGGGGCUUUUGCCUGCCUGGAGAACUCCACCUGUGAUACAGAUGGGAUGUACGACAUCUGUAAAUCCUUCUUGUACAGCGCUGCUAAAUUUGACACUCAGGGAAAAGCAUUUGUCAAAGAGAGCUUAAAGUGCAUCGCCAAUGGGGUCACCUCCAAGGUCUUCCUCGCCAUUCGGAGAUGCUCCACUUUCCAGAGGAUGAUUGCUGAGGUGCAAGAGGAGUGUUACAGCAAGCUGAAUGUGUGCAGCGUCGCCAAGCGGAACCCCGAAGCCAUCACCGAGGUGGUCCAGCUCCCCAAUCACUUCUCCAACAGAUACUAUAACAGACUUGUCCGAAGCCUCCUGGAAUGUGACGAAGACACAGUCAGCACCAUCAGAGACAGCCUGAUGGAGAAAAUUGGGCCCAACAUGGCCAGCCUCUUUCACAUCCUGCAGACAGAUCACUGUGCCCAAACAUACCCGCGAGCUGACUUCAACAGGAGGCGCACGAGCGAGCCACAGAAGCUGAAAGUCCUCCUCAGGAACCUCCGAGAAAACUGCAUGAAACUAGGCUUCUGUAAUCAAUAUCCCAACAUUCUGCAAUGGCAGCGUUCCCACAGACAGAAUACGUGUGAUCUUUCUGCCUCUCGGCAGGAGAGAGUACCCUUUUGAUCACUUCCCUCUACCGUGUCUUCUCCCGGGUCCCCUCAAACUACUCUCAAACACAGAGCAUUCGCGUAAGGCCCAGUCCUUGUAACUGGAAGAUGUGGAGGCCUUUUAGGAUGGUUACCCCAGUAGAGUUAGCUGAUGAGAAGCAACUUAACUUAAAUGCAUGUCUUAAACGCUCAUAAAGAUGUUAAAUGGAAUUCGUGUGAUGAAUCUGUGCUGGCCAUGGACGAAUAUGAAUGUCGUGUUUGAAUUCUUGAUCUCUCAUGAGCUAGUAUCUUACGGUCUUGAUCCUCUAGUGUGUAAUUUCCUUUCCAACACAUUUACCAAAUUGCUCAAGCCUGGCUCUUCAACCAGAGUUUGGGCCUGCAUCUUCUUGCAUCUCAUGAAAAACAAAAAGCUAACAUCUUUAUGUACUGUAACUGCUCAGAGCUUUAAAAGUACCUUUAACAAUUGUCUUAAAACCAGAGAAUCUUAAGGUCGAACUGUGGAAUAUAAAUAGCUGAAAACUAAUGUACUGUACAUAAAUUCCAGAGGACUCUGCUUAAACAAAGCAGUAUAUAAUAACUUUAUUGCAUAUAGAUUUAGUUUUGUAACUUAGCUUUAUUUUUCUUUUCCUGGGAAUGGAAUAACUAUCUCACUUCCAGAUAUCCACAUAAAUGCUCCUUGUGGCCUUUUUUAUAACUUAAGGGGGUAGAAGUAGUUUUACUCAACAUCAAAACUUAAGAUGGGCCUGUACGAGAUAGGAAAAACCAACAGGUUUAUCUGAAGGACCCCAGGUAAAAUGGUAAUCUCCCAGCCCACCUCAACCCAGAGGCUACUCUUGACUUAGAUCUAUCCUGAAACGGCUCUGUCACAACCAACUGGGAAUUACGGGAACCGAAAAGAGCAUCCCUUUGGGCUUGGACCACUUACAGCGUCAUAAGGCCUACUCUAUCUUGGGAAGUGGCAAUUCUUGUCUCACCGCCUCUCAUCCGUGCCUCAUAGCUCUGGCAAACUGAUGACGGCAUGGGAGACCUUCCAUUAAAUCGAUCAGGAACGAGUCAAUCAGCCUUUGGGUCUUCAGUUCCGGGGACUUGGGGCUGAGGGGGUAUAAAUAACCCUGGGCUGUCCAGCCUUAAUAGACUCCUCUUACAUUUUUGUCCUGUAGCACGCUGCCUGCCAAAGUAGUCCUGGCAGCUUGGGCCAUCUCUGUAGGAUCGCAAAAAAAAAUAAAAAUAAAAAAAUAAAAAAUUUAAAAAAAAAAAACAAAAAAACAAAAAAAAAAAAAACAAAAAAAAAAGAAAAAAGAAAAAAAAGAAAAAAAAAAGAGAGGGAAAAAAGAGCUGGUGGUUUGAUUAUUUCUGCCGUGAUGUUUACAAGAUGGCAACCACCAAAGCCAAAUGACUAACCUAUCUAUGAACAACAGUAGUUUCUCAGGGUCACUGUCCUUGAACCCAACAGUCCCUUAAGAGCGUCACUGCCCACCAAAGGUCAAUGUUGAGGGAGAAAGAGGGAGGAGGGGUAGGACUGCAGGGGCCACUCCAAACUCGCUUAGGUAGAAACUAUUGGUGCUUGACUCUCACUAGGUUGAACUCAAGAUUUGACCAAAUCGAGUGAUAGGGUUCCUGGUGGGAGGAGGGAGGGCACAUCUCCAGAAAAAUGAAAAGCAAUACAACUUUACCAUAAAGCCUUUAAAAGCAGUAACGCGCUGCUCAAGGACCAAGGGCAAUCGCAGCAGACCCAGCAGCAAGAGCAGCACGGCGUUGCUGCCUUUGUCCCCACACAGCCUCUAAGCGUGCUGACAUCGGAUUGUUAAGAGCAUUUUUAUACUCAGAACUGUCCCAUCCCCAGGUCCCCAAACAUAUGGACACUGCCUUAGCCUCUUGGAAAUCAGGUAGACCACACGCUAAGUUGACUCUCCCCCUCCCGCCCUCCCCAGCCCCUACCCCCAGGCAAGGCUGACUUCUCUGAACCAGAAAAGCUACCCAAGUAUGUGUGUUGUGUCCAUUUCGCAAACCCACUAAGCCAGGACCCCAAUGCGACAAGUAGUUCACGAGGAUUCCUAGCCAAAUUCUCUCUUACUUCAGUCCAGUAGGUUCUCUUUGUUUGCUGUGACCUCUUCAAACCGUGGUACCCCCCUUUUCUCCCCACAGCGAUACUUCUAUAUGUAUCUAUAAUACAUAUAUCCACACGUAUGGAAAGAAGCAGUUCUCACGAUGUUGCUAGUUUUUUGCUUCUCUUGUCCCCAUCCGACCCCACUCCUUCCGACUCCCCUUUAAACUUCCAAAGCUUCGUCUUGUGUUUGCUGCACAGAGUGAUUCGGGGGCUGACCUAGACCAGCUUGCAUGAUUCUUCUAUCGUGAUUUGGUUGCACUUUAGACAUUUUUGUGCCAUUAUAUUUGCAUUAUGUAUUUAUAAUUUAAAUGAUAUUUAGGUUUUUGGCUGAGUACUGGAAUAAACAGUGAGCAUAUCUGGUAUAUGUCAUUAUUUAUUGUUAAAUUACAUUUUUAAGCUCCAUGUGCAUAUAAAGGUUAUGAAACAUAUCAUGGUAAUGACAGAUGCAAGUUAUUUUAUUUGCUUAUUUUUAUAAUUAAAGAUGCCAUAGCAUAAUAUGAAGCCUUUGGUGAAUUCCUUCUAAGAUAAAAAAUAAUAAUAAUAAAAAUAAAGUGUUACAUUUUAUUGUUUUUUUCCCC